UCGGAAUCCCGAUUGGCUAAUGCUGUCUCCUCUGAGUUUAGCUUGUUGUGUAGCCACCUAGCCGGAGAAACUGGAGAGUGGGUGUGUUACCUGCUAACUUUCGUAACAACAGGUUCUCGCUGGUACAAUCAAACGUGCGCAGAGGUGAUGUCGCUUUGCUUAUUUGACCUGUUAUGUUGAUUAUUUGUGCGUGUUAUUUACGCGGAUGGCAACAACCUGGGCAAUGCAAACAGCAGCUGAUUAGCUUCCUAGCUAGCUAGCUAGCCAAGCAGCUAACGUCAGUGACGAGCGUUCUCGCAGAUGUCAUGUCGCACGAAAAGCUGACCUUGUAGGCGAAGGACGAUUUAAUAACGAGGAGCCAUGGCGUCGACCAGGCUCCUGUGUCUGUUCAGCGCGAAAGCAGCAGGCACGACCAAAACGAGAUUAGCCGGGGCAGCAGCGAGCCGUGUGUGCUGCAGGAGAAGUGUCUGCAGUUCACCUUCAAGGCGGCAGAGCUGCAUGUCAGCCUGGGUCAUCGAUCAGUACGACACUGAUGGAGGGGGUUUGAGGUUCACAGAUGAAGCCACCGUGCCCACCGUCAGGUCUCCCACUGAGGUGCUGAUUCAAGUCCAUGCGGCCAGUCUGAACCCUCUUGACAUAUCUAUGAGGGGUGGUUAUGGAGCAAAAUUGCUGAAGUUACGAAGGGAGCCACUGUCCGCGAUGCACAGCGAUAGCGAGUUUCCCCUGAUCCUGGGCCGCGACGUGUCCGGUGUGGUGGUGGACUGUGGGUCAGAGGUCACACAUUUUGCCCCAGGAGACGAGGUGUGGGCUGCUGUUCCUCCAUGGAAGCAAGGAAGUCUGGCAGAAUUCGUGACUCUAACAGAGUAUGAGGUUUCCCAUAAGCCAGAAUUAGUGAGUCACACAGAGGCAGCAUCAAUCCCCUAUGUGGCCAGCACUGCUCUGUCCGCACUUGUCAGUGCAGCUGGUCUUUGCCGAGACAGCUCUUCAAAUAAAAGAGUUUUGGUCACUGGAGGAUCGGGAGGUGUUGGAACAUUCUCUAUUCAGUUAUUGAAGGCCUGGGGUGCCCACGUAACAGUUACCUGCUCCCACAACGCAGAAGGCCUUGUUCGAGGGCUGGGGGCUGACAAGGUGGUGGACUAUACAGAAGGAGAUGUUGCCGAACAACUAGGAAUGAUGGAGAAGUUUGACGUGAUUUUGGACAACGUUGGCGGCGACACGGAGCAGUGGGCGGUGGGCCUGCUGAAGCCCUGGUCCGGGGCCAAGUACGUGACACUGGUAACACCUUUUCUCCUCAACACUGACUCCAUGGGUCUGAUGGACGGGACGAUCAACGCUGGAGUCACCCUGUGCGCGAAGGCCACGCAGAACAUAAUAUCAAACGGAGUCUUCUACCGAUGGGGGUUCUAUGCUCCGGACGGCCCCGCCCUGGACGAGGUCAGGAAACUGGUGGAUGCGGGGAAGAUCCUGCCAGUUGUGGAGGCCCAGUUUCCUUUCACCCAGGUGCCCCAGGCCUUCCAGAAGUUGGAGCAGGGCCACGCCAGAGGGAAGACAGUCAUCCGGGUGGCUGAGGAGGAGACGAGCCAGGCCGAAGACCUGGUGCUGGACGUCGGCACAGAGACUGCAGAGUCAGAGCAGGGAGCGCAAGGAACAGCACAGCAAAACUAAAAGAGGGCGGCGGGGGAGUGGAUUCUUCUCGUUUUUUCUUCUCCUUUCUUCACAGCAUCAGUCUGUACGGUCCAAACAAAUCAGCGGUGGCUGCUUGUGUAGCGACGGACCAAACGCGUGAUCUGAGCUCGUGAUGGGAGCGUUGCCAGAGGCCGUUGUUCUUCUCGUUAAACCUCUCACACUCUCCUGUACUGUAUCCAAGUUUUCACAAGUAGCUUGAGUCAUGCCGUGUUCCUGUCGCGUGGAGCUGAUAUCAUGAUCAAUUUGCAGACUAGUAAGAACUAUUUGGGGCAGCGUCCUGCUGGGAAUGACUGUCAGGCUUUCUGAAUUCUUUCAAACAAGGAGUUGCAUAGUAAUAAUAAUAAAAAAAAUGUUUGUCAAUAUUUAUAUCUAGUACAUCAUGAUUGAUAACUACCAUGAGCACUUGCAAAUUAUUUUCCCAUCUCACAGUAUGUGGAGGCAUCAUAGAGCUCAUUCUACAGUACAAUGUACUCAAGAGAUUUAUUGACAAAAAUACUUUUAUUAUUAUUAUUAUUGUUGACAGAGAACUUGCGUGUGUAUAGUGUUGAUUAAACAAUGAGAAUGAGACAUUUCAGGAGGAAUUAUAAUAUAUAGUUUUUGUUUGUUUCCUCCUGCUGCAUGCAGCUUGAAUAUAUUGUAUAACAUGACAUUGAAUAAAAACAUAUGAAAAAGAGUUAA
This is a messenger RNA of Scophthalmus maximus (turbot), 2364 nucleotides long. RefSeq names its product reticulon-4-interacting protein 1 homolog, mitochondrial. The coding region runs from base 361 to 1665 and encodes 434 amino acids. Gene Ontology annotation, molecular function: zinc ion binding; oxidoreductase activity. Gene Ontology annotation, cellular component: mitochondrion. The record is from RefSeq and is a predicted model, not a curated record. The transcript has 9 exons. NCBI's taxonomy places the organism in Eukaryota, Metazoa, Chordata, Actinopteri, Pleuronectiformes, Scophthalmidae.